UAACUUAUGUUCAUACAUAUACUUCUCAUCAAAAAAUCAAAUCGAGGUAAGGUCCCCAACAAGCUGGCAACAUUGCCUCUCUGAAUUGCCAGACUUACUCUUUGACAAAAAAUAACUUAACUACAUUUUAUAUUUGAAUUUGGAAACGCUCAACAUAUACGGCAACGUUGCACAACAGCGCGCGACGUUGCCAGCUGAAGCGCAACAUGUAGCUCGGCUUGUUGUUUGUUUAGAGCAUGGUAUAAGAAAACCAGGUAUGCUCAAAAGUGACAGCUAACAUUUCAAGGUUAGCCCAGCUGACGUCACCCCACCCUGCGUUGCCAUUUUGUAAAAAAUAAAUUACCCACGACCAAUGUUUUUAAUUUACUUUGCAAAGAAAUUUUGAACUUUUAGUAAAAUAUUUAUAAUAUGUGACAAGUAUUAGUAAUUAGUCAGUAAUUCUCUUAAUUCUCAAUAGUAAAAUUUACGUCUUUAGAAUGUUGGAGAUACCAAUUUAAUGGUAACACUUACGUCAUCGAUGGGCUAGCAAUGGCGGCUUGUCAUAGGAUUGAGCAUACCUGUUUUUUUUAUACCAUGGGCUUGUUGUUUGUUUGGAGAGCAUCGUUAGUUGAGCAUCAAUUGUUGUCAAGUGGAGACUUGACGCGCAACAACACUAGAUCCUCUAGCGAAACUCGCGAAGUGUUUCGAUUCUUUUGAUGAGAAGUUUAGUGCACUGAACUAAUAUCAUUUAUAACAUCUGGCACCACGGAUCAUGAGCCCUGGGGGCGUUAAAAAGGCCACAUCGCAGCAAAUCAUCUAAAAAGCAAAAUUAUAUAAAAGUGCUACGUCACCAAAUGUCAAAUAGCAAUAUUGCUUUUUAGAUUAAUUGCUUCAAUGUGGCCUUUGAACCCUCUGAUAACACUUUCUCAAAUACCGCAUCGCCUUGAUAUAUUCUGUAAAUUGUUUGCUCUGUUUUACUUAGGCCAUCCAUCUCGCUUGUACAAACAUAGAAAUAAACACUUGUCAUCAUAUAAAUAACUCGUAGUUGAUUUGGGAAAUACACAAAUGAUAAAUCUAGGUACACAUUAGCAGGCACGUCACUCACGUUAAGAUAAAAUGAACUGUGAUAUUGUUUUACUUUUAGUCCAUUUUAGAAGCAAAUUGGUUCUGAUUUCAGUACACACCAUCUAAUUUUAUUUUAAGUAUACCUGUCAUAUUCUUAUCCACCUAAAAAGAAAAGGACAGGUAAUCGACAGGCAUAAAAUUUAUGGAACACAUGUCAAUUUUAAGCAGAAGUUUAAAAACCUUUCCAAAAUUGUAUAUAGGACAAUUACGCAAUGGAAUUAAGUUGACAGCACACGUCAAACGGAUUACAUAUGAGCCGGGUUAUUCAUUCAUUUUAAAAUUAACAGUUGUUAAUUAUCCGUCCCUUUCCUUUUCGGCGAAUAAGAAAAUGACAGGUAUAACUUAAAAUAAUAUUCGGAGGUGCCUGCAGGAAUCGGUGCCAUUGCCCAAAUAUUUACUUUUUUUUCAGAUCUAAACGGAUUAUUAUUAUCUGAAUUUAUCAAAAUUAUCUUUCCGUCCCCUUUCGCCAAAGGCCCCUGACGUGACUCAAGUAACGACUACGUACUUACAUCAGUAAGUAGUAACCGGGACCAACGACUUAACGUGCCUUCCCAAGCACGGAUCGUCUUACUUCUGGUUAAUUAGGUGAUCAGACUGCAAUGUCCUAACCAAGCUAGGGACCACAAAGUAAUUAGUCCCCACCGGGAUUCGAACCCGGGACCUCCGGAUCGUGAGCAGAACGCUCACCCACUGGACCACGGAGGCCGUUAUUUAUCUGCUAUCAAUACAUUACGUCGCAUUUACAUUUUUCCCUAUCACAGUUGCAUACAACAUGAGUCACUGCGCAUCAAUCCAGAAAAUAUAAUAUUUACAUAAUGACGCGUGUGUGUUACAAAGAAUUGACAAAGCGGAGUAGUGUAGUUAGUUCGUGGAAGUCUAAAUCUAGUUCGCUUCUACGAGUAUAUGAUUUAUUGCUAUUUAUUUAUUCGUUUUCCAAUUUUGUUUUCUGUGUGUGCUUGCUACGUGUGAGGUUUCUCUUGUUGGUGUUUUGUGGAGUGAUCGACUCAGCAUGUGGUCUACUAACACUACACAUCGGGGACCGUAUACUGGAGAUCAACGGGUCGCCAGUCAAGAACAGAACAUUGGACGAGAUCGAGAGGACUCUCGCUAGGCCUGAUGCAGUCAUACAGCUAACAAUAGAACACAACUCAGAGACAGCGAACAACAACACGCUAACGAAGCGCACUCCCUGCACCCCAGACGAAGACCGACCUAAUAACAACAUUAAUAAUACCCCGAAACUGGACUCCAAAUCUCCUGUCGAAAGGAAGAUACUUAAAGAAGAGAAGAGACACAUUCCUAACAAGCAUUCCGAGGACGCAGACAUUCCUAAAGAAGAAGACAGAGAGAGAGUGAAGAAGGAGAGAUUGUUCAAGAGGAAGGGAGACGAAGGGGUGAAGGUGAGGGUCAUCAAGAGGAGGCAGACGCCGUCGUCGCCGCUCUUGGGGGACAAAGAGAGGAGUAGCAGCAUGUCUAAACUGUUGGAUGUGGUGGACGGCGAGGAGCCGAGCGGCGUGCUGUGUGACCUGAGUCGCGCGCGCUCGUUCCGCGCCGAGCCUGCGCCCGGGCAGAAGGUGUUUCGAGCCUGCGAUCUAUUACAGGGUGAGCUGCUGGGGUCGGGGUUCUUCGGGCAGGUGUACAAGGUGACGCACCGCGAGACCGGGGAGGUGAUGGUGCUCAAACAGCUGUACAGGGUAGACGAGGACGCCCAGCGGAACUUUAUCAAGGAGGUGGCGGUGCUGCGGUCGUUGAAGCAUCCUAACGUGUUGAGGUUCAUCGGCGUGCUCUACAAGGACAAGAGGCUCCACCUCGUUACCGAGUACGUGGCCGGCGGGACCUUGCACCAGCUUCUACAGGAGUCGUGCACCCCGCUGAGCGUGUGGCGGCGCGCGCAGCUGGCGCGGGACGUGGCCCGCGGGCUGGGCUACCUGCACCGCAUGAACGUCAUCCACCGGGACCUCAACUCCCACAACUGCCUCGUGCGCGAGGACCUGACGGUGAUAGUGGCGGACUUCGGUCUGGCGCGCAUCGUGCAGCGCACGGCCAGCAACACGCUGGAGCGCCCGCGGAACGCGCACUCCACGCUGCGCAGGAAGCGGUACACGGUGGUAGGCAACCCGUACUGGAUGGCGCCGGAGAUGAUGAACGGCAACGUGUAUGAUGAGAAGGUGGACGUAUUCUCCUUCGGAAUCAUACUCUGCGAGAUCAUCGGUCGCGUGUCAGCGGACCCGGACUUCCUCCCGCGGCGCGCGGACUUCGGCCUGAACGAGUCUGUAUUCGUGGACAAGUUCUGUUCCAACUGCCCCGAGCCCUUCUACAGGGUGGCCUUCCUCGCCUGCCACCUCGACCCCGACAGGCGACCACCAUUCGAAGUACUGGAAAUAUGGCUAGAGAGCCUAGUGAUGCACCUGUCCAACCCGGGCCCGCUGCCGCCCAACCUGCUAGCAGACAUACUCCAAUACGCUCACGGGGCCACCGAGAAGGGCCACGCUACACCUGAAUGUUGCCAACAUCAAGACAACAAUAUAUUCUGCGCCAGUGACACGGCAGGAGAGUGUUGCCUGUGUAAAAAAUGUGGUAGCUGUGAGAAGCUGAGGCGGUCGCCCAGUAGGGUGGCCAGUGUUGAGCUGAACUUACCCGAAGGUGGUGUUAUAAAGUCGAAGUCCAACGCGAUGAUAGACACCCGGCUGUCCCCGGGACGCGCGCUGGGCAAGUGUGUGUCGGCGUCGGCCAUAUCGGUGUCGCGGCCCGUGGUUACCCUCACCAACCUGAGCCGCAGCCAACACGCGCUCACACCUGGGUUCAUACUCAGACAGGAUGGAUACAACAUCAAUAUUACUAAGGUGGACGACAUAACAGAGUGGCUGGAGCCGCCACCGCCCUUGAAGCGCACCAGCCCGGACGCGAACCUCAACACCAUAGCAACCGAGCCGACAUUCAAGACGCGCAAGGUUGACGACCAGCCUGACAACCUGCCGUCAUUCCUGCGCAACCAAUCCGUCGAGGGUCUUGAGAGUAAGUACAAACACGAAGCAGACGCCCCGCUCCCCAUCUGCAGACAUUUUAGUAUCCCCGAUCAUUGCGACACGGAGCCCCAGGAUGAUGACAGCAACUCCUCAGACGAUGACCUCAUAGACAUGUGCAACUGGUACAAAAACGUCAGCUCAUUCAGGAAGCUAGCGCCCAACGAACCACCCAAGAAUCAAGGCGUGAUAGCUGGCAUCGUCAAAAAAGGCGAAAACCUACUCGCUAAGAAAUCUAGCUACGAUGUCGCCGAUGUGACUCUCAGAAACUCUGAUUGUAUGAAGACCGAAAGGAAGAUCCCCGAAGUGGAUGUGCGAAGGUUCAAUAUAGACUAUUUGACCAAGAGCCCCAUUAUGGCGGAAGGCGUCAAAAACAUUCCAAAGACAUUCGAAGUACAAAACAAACCGACUGAAAAGACGAAUUUCUUUACCAAAAAGUUGCUCUCUCCCAAACUGAGUCGGCUUUUCAAACCGAACACGACAGAAGUAGUGAGGAACAAGCCAGAAAUUGAUGAGAAUAAGGAGGAAAAACUAGAAAAAUCUCGAAGCAAAUUCUUUAUACAGCGGCCGGCGUCGCCGAGCAACAUCUGUCGGUCCUCGUACAAAAUCAGACCUAUGGAUGACAGCGACAGAAAAUUACACACGAAUAAACCGGAAAGUAACUUGUUAAAAAGUGACUUGAAGCUGGCUAGCAUGGGGAAGCCUAUGACGCCGAUAUUCCGGAGACACAACCCUAAUGAAAGGCCGGACUUCGCCGACGGGAGAUUUAGCUAUAGAGACAGAAGGCCCAAGUACGAAGUGAAGGCAAAUCAGGAGCCGAAAUUCGUGGACGUGGGGCGUAACAGGAUUAAGGCUCCGAUAAAUUCCAUUGAAAAGACUAAACUGGCUCCGUUGAUCAGGAGCAGUCAGUCGAACAACAUUCCUGCGCUGGCCACCGUCCCAGAGAAGAAGUUGAAUGUUGAAGCAAGUAUACUUAAGAGACGGGAGCCGGGGAUAUCUCGGAGCAACUACGUUAGUUUGGCAAACUUAAAGAUUAAUAGUAAGAAGGAUCUGGAGAAGACAGUUGAUAAGUCGAGGGACGCAAUGAGUGAUACGUCGCCGGUAGAACGAGUUAUAUAAUGCACCGCGAACAGUGGUUGACUACACGCAACUUUAUAGUACUUAUAUUUUUCUUCUUUAGACUUAUUGUAAAAUACUUGUUAAAUAAAUUCGCCAGUUUUCUACAAUAUUUAUAUAUCGUCCAUUAUUAAAGUAUCAGCUUUCUUAAUAGCUUUUAUAGACAAUUUUAUAGUCAAUUUUGUAUGAAGAGUAGAAUGAAAUAUUGUUAGUCAACCACUGCACGGUUUGCCCAUCUAAGGCCGCGUUAAGGGAAAUGCGACACGUCACGCGGCGUUGUGCGAGGGGCGUCACCUAUGCCGCGACGCCCGCGGCGUCACCCGCCAAAUGUGACGAUACAAUUCAAAGAAACGCCUGCAAAAACGCUUCUCCGUCAACGCUCAGUACAUCGUCAUAUGCAUGGUAUAAGAAGACCAGGUAUGCUCAAUCCUAUGACAAGCCGCCAUUGCUAGCCCAUUGAUGACGUAAGUGUUACCGUUAAAUGGGUAUCUCCAACAUUCCAAGGACGUAAAUUUCAUUAUUGAAAAUUAAGCGAAUUACUGACUAAUGUAUUUAAUUACUAUUACUUGUCAAAAAAUAUUAAAACUGUAAGCAAAUCUUUACUAAAAGUUCAAAAUUUCCUUGCAAAUUAAAUAUAAAAACAUUGGUUGUAGGUAAUUUAUAUAUUACGAAAUGGCAAUACAGGUUGGGAUGCCGUUAGCUGGGCUAACCUUGAAAUGUUAGCUGUCAGUUUUGAGCAUACCUGUUAGCUUAGCACCGUAAGCACGCGACUUUUUCUCGCCGCGACAGAGAUCAUCUGUCUCUUUCUGUGCAUUACUGUGCGAGAGUGACGGGUGACGUAUGUCGAGGCGAGAAAGAGUUGCACGCUUAGGGUGCAAAGCUCGCUGGUUUUCUCAUACCAUGGUCAUAUGUUUGUUUUUCCGGCAGCCCGUGUCGUCUAGAGGACGCGCCGCGUGUCCCUGAACGCGGCCUAAGUAUACUCUUGCCAUGUUAUAAACAUUAUGAUAUAGUUGAUAUACAAUUGUUGAGUUGUUACAAGUACUUAUAGAUGAUAUCAAAGCUAUGGAAUAGCAGGAUGAAGUUACAUUCGAAUCGCUUUUACAGAUGCGCAAUCAUUCAUUCCUUUAUAACAUUAUAUUAUUUGAUUAACGGUUUUUUUAAUGACAAAGAAUUUUAUGUUGAAUUUAUCGCAUCUAAAUAGACUUUUUAUAAAGUUAUUUUUUUACUAAUUAUGAUACAUUUAGGGCCGUAAGGGUUUGUUAAAAUCUCGGUCCGUUCUGAAAAUAUUAUAGUAGAAUAAUAUUAUCAAUUUUAAUUCAUUAAAGCAAGUCUUGACUACGGGCUUAUACGUAUUAAUUCCAUAAUGUUGAUAUGCAACACAUUGAAGUUGUAGUUUGUAUACGUUAUUAUAGUUUGGGUGCUUGUAUUUGAGGUGUUGUAGGUUUGCGGUGCCUUCGUACGAGACUGCAGUAGCUUGUCAAUUUGUACGCUCCAACAAGGGGGCAUGGGUUUCGAGAUUUGACCAAUAGACGCAGCGAACCUAUCUACGUGGAUAAAUGUCGUACGGCUAUUGGUCGAAGCCCACGAUAUAACACGCGAUAUAAGCGGUACCCGUGCCGCGGGCGCUGAUCUUUGAUACAGUAUACAUAUGUUACUUUAAUUAGUAUACACCUUUUGUAAUGUUGAUCGUUAACGAGUAGUUGUGAUUUUGAUAUAAUAGAUGGCGCUAGUGCGACGUGAGGUCUAUCGUAUUUAAUUUAGGUACUUUGAUUUUGAUCACUGUACAAAUAAAAAAAAAUAGAAAAAUACGUACAAUGGGAGAUCCUUGAAGAUUCAAUAUUCUUAUACGUUAUUGAAUAUUGAAGUUACGACGUUCAGCAACUACGCACUAUUAUGUUUUUUCCUGUACAUAAAGGUUGUCUGGAAGAAAUUGCUGCAUGAGCAAUAAGGCCCCCUUUUGUGCCUUUCUGUGUCUGUUGUCAUUAUUUUUGUAUCUUGUGUCCAUUGUGCUCAAUAAAGUAUUUUGUCUAUCAACGCAAUAGAUAAUCGUAGUCGAGUGUCUGAAUAGUAUUAAAUAAAGCACUUGCCAUUUGUACAGUCAUGAGCAAUAUCAUGUACCCACUUUAGAACCCUGUCGCACUAUCAUAUUUGACAUUUAAUAAGACUUAAGGGUUAAUUCGUCAAAAAAGUUAAUGUGACAUGGUUUCAAAGUGUAUACAUAUUAGUACACAAGAACAGUCCGAUUUAAACUGUGCCAUUGUCAUGUGUGGAUUGUUAUCGGAUCCAUAUGUGAUUUUUAUUUAAUAAAUAAUUAUUAUACAGCAAUGUUUUGUCCAGGCGUCAUGUCGUGCUAUUGGUCAAAAUUUUCAUUUGAUCGAUAAUCAAUAAUUAAUGAUAAUCGUCGAUCAUCACCUUUUUCAUUACUAGUUCCUUGUCAAAUGAGAUACUUUUUUCGAAACGUCAAAAUGACAGUUUUCUUUGGAGUUUGUAUGGAAUACUGUCCUGUGACGUCAUCGUUAAAAGCUGUCAAACGUCGCACUCAUUGUUACUUAAUUCAUAAAUAUAAAUCGAAAAUUAGUCGAAAAGUAAAAUGAGAUUGAUCAUCUUAGACUGUUUCCUAUUUCUAGAUUUGCAUUUUAUAAUUUAUCUUUCUAUUAGCACGAAAGAUAGGCGGUGAAGGAAAACAUGGUGAGGUAACCCACAUUCCCAAGAAAUGCAAUUUCGGAGGUAUGUGACCUAACCUGUAUUGAGCUGGUUUUCCUUUCGCGGGUUGGAAGGUCAGACAGGCAGUCGCUUCUGUAAAAACCGGACCUGUCAAAUCUUCAGGUUAGGUAAGCGGACCCUGUGAAAAACGGGAUAAUGCUAGGGUGAUGAUGAUGAUAUUUCUAUUAGCACGACAUCUCGGCCCACAUUGUUACCUAAGAAUUAUAUUUCCAAAUUAUUUUUAUUCGAAUCUAUAAUCCUCUAUCAUAGACCUAAGUGUACCAUUAAGGUUUUGGACAAUAUUUUUUUAACUUUAUUAAUUUAUUAACAUUUAGCUUGUAGCAUUAAGUUUAUCGUUUAUAAGUCUGAAUCUUUGUUUUAUGACACAGGGUGCCAUUUUAUACGUACAUUAUAUUAUAUUUUCGAUAAUAUAUUACGAUAAAGUAAUCGGUAUCCAUUUAUAGGUUUUAUGUUUACGAAUUAUUGAUAAUUAUUGUUAAUUUCGAAUCUGAAAGUAAUCUCUGAAUAUGUUUAGCUUUGUGCUCAUGGUUUUACCUUAAUCUGUGAUACAUUUUGUUUGUAAAAUGUUGCAAUAAAUAAAAAAGUAUUAUAAGUGUCUACUUUAGAUAUCAAAAGUACGGACGGUAUAUUUAGUUGGCAUAGAGUGGAAUAUUUUAACAUAUUAACAGCAAUAACAACGAUUGUCUCCGUCUUUGCAUUCCAUGCGUAUUACUUUUGUAUUUGUUUACCAAGUACAAAUUAAUAAAGGAAUAUAUUAUUCAAUACUAUAUAA
Molecule: messenger RNA, 8739 nt
Organism: Pectinophora gossypiella (pink bollworm)
Lineage: Eukaryota; Metazoa; Arthropoda; Insecta; Lepidoptera; Gelechiidae
Gene: LIMK1
Product: LIM domain kinase 1
Exons: 13
Coding region: 1920-5246 (1108 amino acids)
Biological process (GO): protein phosphorylation; actin cytoskeleton organization
Cellular component (GO): nucleus; cytoplasm
Molecular function (GO): protein serine/threonine kinase activity; protein binding; ATP binding
Source: RefSeq, a predicted model, not a curated record